AAUUAAUAAGGGUAUUCGUUUAAACGUGUAAAAGCCCCGUAAACCUCUUAAACCGUGUAUAUUUACGAAUGCGUAAAAAUCUGGCAGCAACUUAUAUGGAAAUUCAUUUAAACACAUUACGCACCAAUGUCAGUGUGUAAAGAACACUUGUAAAUUUACGAUAUUGCAAAAGCAACCCUACCAAACGACCAGCUGAUGAAUAUUAUUGUGAAAAUUAAAAUGGAAAAGGAUAAAAAGUUAAAGCAAAAGCGUCUACGGCUGAAACCGUCCCAUCGCUGGACAGAGUCGCAGUCCCUGCAGCUGUUGCAAGCAGUAUCCGACGCAAUUAAAGAUAGUCCAGAAUCUUUUGAGAAACCGACCUCCCAAAGGUUUUACGAAAAAUUGCAGCAAAAUACACCGGCACUUCAAUCUGUCGUUUGCGUAGCUAUGAAAAGCAAAAUGAGGUAUCUCAAAGCGUUGUACGUUGCCGCGGCAGCCUGGAAAAACAAAACUGGGUCUGGACUACUCGCUAAUGGUGACGAGUCAAGCGUAUCAGCGCAUGUCAACAAAAUUUGUCCCAACUUUGACUUACUGGAAGUUAUCUUCGGGCAACGCAAAAAUGUAAAUCCCGGAGUAAUUUUUGAAAGCACUGACAGCAUUGAAGUACUGGCUGAUUCCCCUUGUGCUGAUAGUUCGUUCCCGUUCAAUAAAUUGAUUUUUAUUCAGGAGAAAAGGUUGGAAUUAGAAGUUAAGAAAAUAGAAUUAGAAAAAGAAAAGAAUGAGGUCGAGUUGAAAAGAAUUGAACUGAAUAAUCAAUUAGAAAUGAAAAGAAUUGAAACUGAAUCAGAAAAAGAAACCAAACUGGAAAUUGAAAAACUGAAACUUGCUAGUGAAGAACGCAUUAAAAUGUUUGAAAUAGAGUUAAAGUUAAAAUCAAAAUAAAUGUGAAACUUUAAGAGAUUUCACAUGGUACUUUUUUCGCAAAUUUAAAAGAUCUCAUAGCAAAAUACAUGUAUAUUUGAAUGUAACUAAAUGUUAAUAGGCACAGAAGCACUUUUUAUUUUUCUGUAAAUAAAAGCAUAUAUUAAUGGAUUUUAAAGAUA
Molecule: messenger RNA, 1082 nt
Organism: Zeugodacus cucurbitae (melon fly)
Lineage: Eukaryota; Metazoa; Arthropoda; Insecta; Diptera; Tephritidae
Exons: 3
Coding region: 196-921 (241 amino acids)
Source: RefSeq, a predicted model, not a curated record